CCGCCGCCCGCGCCGCAGCUAACCGCACAGGAGCAGCCCGGCGGCCGCACGACGGUCCCCGCCAUGUCCGCGGCCAUGAGACAGAGGUUCGACCGGUUCCUGCACGAGAAGAACUGUAUGACCGACCUCCUGGCCAAGCUCGAGGCCAAGACCGGCGUGAACCGCAGCUUCAUCGCGCUCGGUGUCAUCGGGCUGUUGGCCUUGUACCUGAUGUUCGGCUAUGGAGCCUCUCUCCUCUGCAACCUGAUAGGAUUCGGCUACCCAGCCUACGUCUCAAUUAAAGCCAUAGAGAGUCCCAACAAAGAAGAUGAUACCCAGUGGCUGACCUACUGGGUAGUGUACGGUGUGUUCAGCAUUGCCGAAUUCUUCUCUGACCUCUUCCUGUCCUGGUUCCCCUUCUACUACAUGCUAAAGUGCGGCUUCCUGUUGUGGUGCAUGGCCCCGAGCCCUUCCAACGGGGCGGAACUGCUCUACAAGCGCAUCAUCCGUCCUAUCUUCCUAAAGCACGAGUCCCAGGUAGACAAUGUGGUGAACGACUUGAAGGACAAAGCCAAAGAGACUGCAGAUGCCAUCGCUAAAGAAGCCAAGAAAGCUGCCGUGAACUUACUGGGUGAUGAAAAGAAGAGCACCUAAACCACCCACAGGAUGAAACCCUCCUGCCCUCCGCACCUUCCUAUUGGAGCUUGAUGUUGUGUUGGGGACUGUGGUAUAAUCAUUUUAAUGUUGCCUUGGAAACAUUUUUGAUAUGUUAAAAAAUGGAAUGUGUGUAAGUAUUUUUUUGCUUUUACUGUCUAAAUACAUAGGGAGCAUUUUAAUGUAAAUGUAAUGCAAUGGGCAGUAUCCAACUUUGGAAACUAUAUUUUGCCUCUGGAUAGGGAAUGUGUUACCAUCCUGCAGGGAAUAUAAACUUAAAAUUAUAUAUCCCACGGGCUUUGUACUUCAAUGGGCUCUCUCUGCAUGCAUUUUCUCUGUACUCUUUAAGGUUCUACUUCAUGUAAUGUACAAUUUUGUAUUAAAUGUUUUGAAUGUAGUUGUGCAUAUGUAUAUGUAGGGAAAUGUGCUGACUGUAACAUGCGUGAUGCUCAUGAGCACCUGCCAAAAGCUGGAGGUUCUGUUGUGCUGGUGUGAUCUGCUGAAGGGAUUUAAGCGAUAAAUGAGGUUGAAUGGAGGUUGGCCUGUUGUUUUCCUAAUGCAGCAGCAGAAUACUGGAACAGCUUUGUAAAGCAGCCACUGUGCUGCUCAAUGGGGAAAUAAAUGUACACACAUCAGUGAUCUGCAGCUCCCACUUCCCUAUAGAACCAGUAAUACUGUCUUGUGGCCUGUUGAUAAUCUGCUGAUAAGCUUUAGAUUUGUUUGUUUUUGAGAUGCUAAAAUGGAAAUCAUCCCUGGUUUCACCUUCAUUGCUGACAUGUUGGUAUAGUCUUGAGUCUUUUUUUUUUUUUUUAACCAUUUGAAGGACCCCCCGGAGACUUGCCUGCCUCUGAUUACAUAUAUGUUCUUGUUUAUAUCAUUAGCUAGCAGUACAUGCUAAUGAUGACACAGGCUCUAAGAGCAGUUCUGGGAAACAGAAAGGAAGUUUGGUAUAACCUGUAGUCUAGUUGGCAGUGGUUAAGUCUAACUGCCUUCACCUUCUCGGGCCUUUAAAGUCAAACACAUGAGGCCUCCCUAGUCUGCAAGUCAGGGUCAUUUGUAAUAUGUUUAAAUGCCUUCAUCUUUAUGCUUUGUUUUAACACACUGCAUAUAACUACAUAGUUUAAGUAUAGAACAAAAAGUUGAAAUCAGUGUCUCCAUAGUUUGAUCAGCAAGUAGCUUACAGAGACUAUGGCAGCUUGUCUGGGCUAGAGAAACUGAGCUCUGCACCAGCCAUACUGCAAGGAACUUCUGGAUCAGACUAAACUGACUGAAGAGUAUAACCAAACUACCAGGGUGAAAUAUCCAGCCUGUAAGGCAAAUGUUUUUUAAGGCAAAUAAAGAUAGUUCUCAUUUCAAUAACAAUUAGAUAAGGUCAUAAUGAUGUCUCAUGAUGUAAAAAAUAUUAAAGAUAUCAAAAAUAAGAGACAGUAUCACCCAAACAUUAUGGAUUAGGGCAUUUUUUUCUGGGGAAAAUUAAAUCAUAAGGCAUCUUGUUACAUUUACCUUAAAAAACUUAGAAAGCAAACAACUAUUAUUUGGAGAAAGUCAAGCCUUAGAUUUAAUAUUUAAAUCUCUUUACCUAUAAAAAAAAAGUAUGUCUUUCUUGGUGCAAAAGAAUGAAAAUUAGCAACCUCUAGCUUACAGAACAUACAGAUUAUGAGUAUAUAUAUUUUCAGGCAAGAUGGGAGGCAUAAAAGUUACUAUUGCUUAAGCUACUUAUAGGCUAAUGUCAGUUUAAAAAAUAUAAUAAGAAAAAACAUUCUGAAUGCAGAUUUUUGUCUUGAUAACUUUCUCCCACAGUGUAUUAUGGAAGAAAUUUGUUACUGUUUUUCGUAGUGAAAGACAGGAGGAGUUUUGAGUUGAACAAUUCUGUUUCAGCUUUGAUUUCCCAAGUAAUGUACUGCCAUGCUAGAGUAUUUGAAAAACUAAUUGAGCCUGUGUCUAGCUAGAAGACAAGCAUUUAUUUGUACAUGAGUGGUAUUUGGGGGAAUUAUAAAGUUAUAGAAUCCCUACAGCAAUUCUUUCUCUACUUGAAAGGUUUCAGAUCAACAAUUACUGCUACUCUGGAGAGUCUCUGCCCACAGCCUGAAGAAAAUGAGCAUAGCCUUUCACUACGUUACUGCCUGUCCUGAAGAUGUGAUCUAUUGAAUGGAUAUGGAUGUAAAUAAAAUUCCAUUGUCUCACUGAA
Myotis myotis is the source of this 2821-nucleotide messenger RNA. It is a transcript of the gene REEP5, whose product is annotated as receptor accessory protein 5. The record is from RefSeq and is a predicted model, not a curated record. Lineage: Eukaryota; Metazoa; Chordata; Mammalia; Chiroptera; Vespertilionidae. Bases 64 to 633 code for a protein of 189 amino acids. The transcript is spliced from 5 exons.